Molecule: messenger RNA, 1103 nt
Organism: Aspergillus steynii IBT 23096
Lineage: Eukaryota; Fungi; Ascomycota; Eurotiomycetes; Eurotiales; Aspergillaceae
Product: sugar O-acetyltransferase
Exons: 2
Coding region: 217-909 (230 amino acids)
Molecular function (GO): acetyltransferase activity
Source: RefSeq, a predicted model, not a curated record
UGUCAUUGGCCUGCUCCUUCAACACUGCUUGUACCCCGCGGCUGUUAUCCCGCUCUUUCUGAAAUCGCCGCCAUAUAUAGAUGAUCAUUUAUUCCCUUUUUAUAAAUAGGCCACCCUGGCCAAUACCGUAUCCUUCCCCAUUCUAUUUAAUCCCCCUGCACCCUGACACAUCUCCUUCUCAACCAUAGAACCACCUCCAUAACCCAACCCAACACCAUGAUCUCCAACGUCAACGAAUCCGACAACCUCGCGCGCAUGCAACGCGGCGAGCUCUACUACGCCUUCUCGCCAGACCUCGUCGCCGCACGCAAACGCUGCGCCCGCAUCGUCAACAAGCUCAACAACGCCUCGGACCCGACCCGUCGCGAAAUGGCCGAAUUCUGGCGCCAGAUCACCAACGACCCAGCACCGCUGCCCUCGCCCUUCUCACCCAACCCGUCCGACGAAGCCGAAGACGCCACCCUGCACGCCUACCCGUGGAUCGAGCGCCCCAUCGCCAUCGACUACGGCACCAACAUCAAAGUCGGCAGCAACGUGUUUAUUAACUUCAACUGCACGUUUCUGGACACGUGCCUGGUGACGAUCGGGUCGAGGGUACUGGUGGGCCCGAAUGUGUCGUUUUAUAGCGGUACGCAUCCGGUGGAUCCGUACGUGAGGAAUGGCACGAGUGGGCCGGAGUCGGGGCGGCCGAUUAGCAUCGGCGAUGAUUGUUGGAUUGCCGGGCAUGUGGUUAUUUUGCCGGGGGUGACGAUUGGGGAGGGGUGUACCGUGGGGGCGGGAAGUGUGGUUACGAAGGUGGGUAUUCUGAUUUUAUGUUGGAUUGAGACAGAUAGCUCACUUGUGGGACUAGGAUGUUCCGCCGUUUCAUGUUGUCGCGGGGAAUCCAGCGAGGAUUCUGCGCAAGAUUGAGCCGGGGCCUAGGCCGCAGGGUUUGGAGAGGCAGGAGGAGACCAAUGCGAAUGGAGCUAAUGAAUUGGAGACAGAGCCUUGAUCUGGGAGCAGUUAGAGAACUCUCUUAUGUAACAGAAUUGAGGUGAGGCUAUGGUAUAGAUCUAGUGAUAGACUUACGACUAUGUACAUGGCGACAAUUGAGAACAGACGAG